AACAUUAACGGUUGAAUUCGAAUCGAAUACGUUCUAAUUUUGUACAAUGGACAUUAAAGGCGAAUGCGUGUAUAUUUUCGUAAUUGCUUGUGGCACCGCCUUUGCCGAAGUAACUUUAACUCCAGAAUUACAAACUCCAAAUAACUCUAUUAAAAAUCAAAUGGAAAAUAUAAUGGCAGUAAUACCCAAGGACCAGUUCGACAAAAUUGCAAAUGAACAUUUAAAAAACGACGAAGGCUUUCAGGCUGCGAUCAAAUAUUUCAAAGGCGAGGAAUGGAAGAACAACACGGAUAUAUUGCUGAACCAUCCGCACUGGAUUAGCUUGAAGAAUUUGCUGGAGGAUGCCGGCAUUGACUUGGACAAUUACAUUGACAAUUUGGUGUCGUUCAUUGUCAACGUCAAGACUCCGGACGACGUUCCGUCCGAUGCUAAAAAGGAUCUCAAGCCUUUCAUCGAAGAUUUGAGGAAAGCCAUGCCGACCACCGAAAUUUUCGACAAACUCGAGAGCACCAUCAUGAUUACGCCGGAGUACGAGAAGAUGUUUGAGAAACUGUCCAGCCCGGAAUCCCGUAAGGCACUUGAAACCAGUUACAAGGUUCCGGAAUUUAAGAAGAUUGUGCAGUCGCUGAUUGAAAUGGGCAUACAAGUCAACGAAAUUAUUAACGCCAUCUACGUAUUUCUUGGAUGGCACUAACUCCAUUUGUGUGUUAGGAACUAAACUCUGCCAUUAUAUUAUACAUGUAUUGAAUUUACAAUAAUAAACCUAUUUUUUUGACACA
Aethina tumida (small hive beetle) is the source of this 779-nucleotide messenger RNA. RefSeq lists its product as uncharacterized. NCBI's taxonomy places the organism in Eukaryota, Metazoa, Arthropoda, Insecta, Coleoptera, Nitidulidae. Bases 47 to 694 code for a protein of 215 amino acids. The transcript is spliced from 2 exons. The record is from RefSeq and is a predicted model, not a curated record.